AACAGAGGUUUGGGGCCACGCGGCGGCACCAGUCCGCUCCUCUCAAACCGCGAAACACGUCCCGGCGCCCUCGAGGACGAGAAUCGCGAGUGGCCAGCUCUCUCUUUCUUUCCCUCUCCCUCUCUGUCUCUAUGUCUCUCCAUUGAUUCUUUUACAUUUUUGUUUCUUACUACAAUUAACCGUGAAAGUAUACCUGUGAAGAGUAGUUUUCGAAGGAGUUCCUGUAUCGCGCGUUCAUCCGUAUCUCCGGAAGUUGUCUCUUGGUAUCAUGAUCCUCUAUCGCUCGUACGGGCCCCCCGACAAUGACGACGGCAACGAAAGGAUCACGACGACGAGCACGACGAUCCUGACGUUCCGUUCGUCGACGAGAUUCAGCGAAGCGUAGGGCCACCGUAAGUGCGUGUCGUACAGAGGAAGACAACUUUGAGUCACCGGAACCGGCGUGUGCCACAGUUACACGGUAAUUAACGCGUCUUCGAAGUGCUAAUGUCUAUACACGUGUCUCCGUGUUUCGUUCGACGUCCCGAUUCAGUGUUCCCCUCGAAGAGGAGAAGAAACUUUCGAAAGACACUCGUUUCUGCUGAAGCACGAUAGAUGCCUUUGUUCCAGAGGAAGUUGCAAGUAGGAAGACUUACCGGAGAAGUGUUUCUGGAAGGAAGCUAUCAGGUUUGCAACUUCUCCGAUACGAAGUGAGCAACCUUCGAAGUUAAUUAGCCAUCCAACGGAUCGACCUUUUCGUUACGAGCCCGUUGUGAAUGUUAGUGCCACUUCGUUAAUUGCAAACAAAUAGACCGUUAUCAACAUCGUCUUGCAAAUUGCAUACGACGAUCUGUUGGAAUCGUAGUUAGUCGGUUUGUCGAGACGUAAAUUUACUCUUCCGGUAGAUUGGUGGAAAUUAGCCCGCGCGCGUGCGAGUUUCGAGUCGACGAGGGUACGUUACUCGAGGACACGACCACGGCUGUUCAUUAAGUAUUAAUCGUUAACGAGUCACCGGCGGUUGGCGGUUCGUUAGCUACUUAUACUUCGGUCUUUGAAGGAAUUAAAGUUUCUGUCAGUGUUCAACGGUGUCUGAUAGCUGUCCCCGGCGAUUUUAACGAGAACUCGAGGCUCGUUUUACACAGGGACACGUAUCUUGUAUUCCGGUCGAUCUAUCGGUAAACGGCGAUCGAACCUCGAUUAAUUAAAAGUUUUCCACUUGCCCGCGAAAUUCCGUUGUUUUCUCGUUAUACGAGGCGUUCCGCUUGCGAAGAGGGUCGGAGGAUUUGUUCAGAGGCGAAGCCAAUAAAUGGAUCGAAGAUUCUUCCGGUGGAGUUUCUAUCGAAGAGGUAAACGCCGGAUCGAAUUGAACAUAGAUCUGGUAUAAGUUGAUGAAACGAAUCGUUCGGAAAUUCGGGGAGGAGAGGGGCAGGGGGAGGGAGAGGGGGAGAAGGAGGAAACUCUUGCUAGCCAUCCAAUUAACCCGCCUACGAUGCGUUCGAAAGAAACUAAAAGAAAGAAAAAACAGAUCAAUUCGAAACCGACCGGUAUCGCCGCUUGCCGUCAAAAUAGCUAAACUUCGUUAACGAGAAACUCUGUUUCCUCGAUUCCCAAGCCGGGACCUGGGCUUUGUGGAACGACCGCCCGGAGAAUCAGCUUUCUUAAGCUUGAAAAGGGUAAACGUCGCCGCCAUCCUUUCGUGGGAUCCUAUUUACCCGAAGGAAUCCCCGGUACGCGGCUAAAAUUGCCUCUCCCCGAGCUUUACGUCAAUUAUCUUUCGAAGAUUGCCGGCGUGGAACGACGCGUAGGAGCGUUGCUCGUGCGAGUCGCGCGCGCGACCGAUCGAGACCCGAAACAGACGCGCGCGCUCUGAAUUUUCCAGCUGAAUCUUGUCGACGGAUAAUCCGGACAUUUCCUUCCGUCCCUCGUUCGUUUCCGUUCGAAACAAGUCCCUGGCGCGCCUUUAUAUCGAGAACGCAUUCUUAUUCCCGCCCCCACCUCCCAUGAAAGAGAAUCGUCCUUUUCACCUUCCAUCCCCUGCUCGUCGUUUCGUUGUUCGUCCGAUCGAACACGCACGUUCCAUAAUAUUCGACGUUUGUUAAAGGGGGGACAAACGUUCGCGACGCAUCGUUCAACGAACCGGUCGGGAAGAGGAAGGGAAAACGCACGAGACGCUGAACAAGGAAAAUAUCGAGGGAGAAGCACGAAACUGUUUCGAACGUGGAGGCAUCGAUUGGCUACGAUCGAUAUCACGGAAGAGAAAGAAGCUUCGUUCUGUUCGUGGUGAAGCUCUUUCCGCUUGUCUCUCCGAGGAACGAUCCCUUACGGGGCUUAUACGGGUUUAUACAUGGUGUAUUUAAUCGCCGAAUCAAGACGCUGAUUCAGUUUCUCGUUUAUCGCGUUAUUCUGGUGAAUGAUCGACCAUGGGAGAAGAGUAAACCGGAACGCGGAUGUAUGCAGCCGGUUUCACGUGUUAAUUAAGGAUCAUCCAUUUACGGUGACUGCAGUGCUAGCGUUUUCUCUGUGCUAAGUAAACUGUUCCAAAUUGAACGUAUCCACGGAUGGGAGGACCGAUUAGCCUGGACUGAAUUAUUUUCGGGUUUAAUUGUGAGUCUCUUAAUUGGACCCUAAGGAACGAUAAAUCCGUGUGGCAGAAGUAACGGCUGCUGGCUACCACACGGAAGGCUCUGUACGCUGAGCGAAGCUGUAAACGCGUGCAUGGGAUUCUAACGUCAGAUCCUCUGAAAGAUGCGACGACUCGUUAAAGCCGUCUAGUCGAAGCGACGAAACCUUCCACGUCGAAAUCGUUCGAAUCCCAACAACUACUAUCGUAUUCCUGAAACGAACUAAGGAAACACGGAUAAUCAACGCAAAGAAACUCGCGAAGAAGACAAUUGAAGGAGGAUAGACAUCGUAGAUAUCCGUGUAUACAUCAACGGAUCUCUUGUUAGAUUUAAAAAAUGAGAGAUAAGACGAAAAUCGGGAGGAGAAAACGCGGCGUCGACGGAUCGACGACCUGAUAGGACCGGGUCUCUGAUUGAAUGAGCGCGCGAAGCUGGCUGCGCGUGCCACGAAAAAUGAACGAAAGCGCGGUCUACCUGCUCGGAUCGGAAGAAGAGGCAAACGUAUCGAGUAAUCAAUUGAAUCGAAGUUUUUACAACGCGAGUUUUCCGCCCCAGAACCGUACCUACGAAGAUCUCUGGAACCUUGCCACCGAUAGGGCCGGUCUAGCGAUACUCCUGUUCCUGUUCUCGGUCGCCACCGUGUUCGGUAACACGCUGGUUAUUCUGGCGGUGGUGAGGGAGAGGUAUCUCCACACGGCGACCAAUUAUUUCGUCACGUCAUUGGCGUUUGCGGACUGUUUGGUCGGACUAGUGGUGAUGCCGUUCAGCGCGAUUUACGAGGUGCUGGAGAACCGUUGGCUGUUCACCACGGACUGGUGCGACGUCUGGCGUUCGCUGGACGUCCUCUUCUCGACCGCGUCGAUCUUAAAUCUCUGCGUUAUCAGCUUGGAUCGUUACUGGGCAAUCACCGAUCCGUUCACCUAUCCGAGCAAAAUGAGCAGGAAACGUGCCGCCAUCCUGAUAGCCAUCGUGUGGGUCUGCUCGAGCGCGAUCUCCUUUCCAGCCAUCGCGUGGUGGAGGGCUGUACGCACGGAGGAAGUGCCAGAGGACAAGUGUCCGUUCACCGAGCACCUGGGUUAUCUGAUCUUCUCGUCGACCAUCAGUUUCUACUUACCUCUGUUCGUGAUGGUGUUCACCUAUUACAAGAUCUACCGGGCUGCCGUGUUCCAGACCAAGAGCCUCAAGCUCGGUACCAAACAAGUUAUAAUGGCCUCGGGUGAAUUGGAGCUCACUCUGAGGAUACAUCGAGGAGGCGGAACAAAUACCGACGCCAGGCACCUGUUUCGCACCGCUUCGAGCACGCCCGAAGAUCUUCAGGAUCUCGAAGAGCCUCUGACAACCAUGCACAACAACUGUUUAACCAGAGUGCCCUCGACAAGGAUCAAUAAGCAGCAUCGGGGAAACAAUUUCUCUUUGUCGCGCAAGCUGGCCAAGUUCGCCAAGGAGAAAAAGGCAGCCAAGACUUUGGGCAUCGUGAUGGGUGUCUUCAUCAUCUGUUGGCUGCCGUUCUUCGUCGUCAAUCUCUGGUCAGGCUUUUGCUCGCAGUGCAUAUGGCAAGAGAAAAUCGUAUUCGCCGCGGUCACAUGGUUGGGUUGGAUCAACAGCGGUAUGAAUCCGGUGAUAUACGCCUGCUGGAGCAGAGACUUUCGUAGAGCAUUCGUGAGGAUCCUGUGUGCCUGCUGCCCGGGGCGAGUAAGGCGGCGAUAUCAGCCGGCAUUCAGAUGUAAACCAAGUCAAUACGUUUCCGGAGCGAAUACCAGCGGCGAGGCGAGCCGCGUCAGCUACAGUAGCGUUAGUCAAAGCAGCGAUGGUGGUGCUGGAACUAUACUACCCAGCGGCGGGAUGUGACGACACACGGGGGCCCGGUCUGGGCCUCGACGAGAACGCGCCAUCCGUUUCCGGGACACGUGAUUGUAGGUUCGCUUAUGGAUAGAUUUUUUCAUCAUUUUGUCUCGGAAGUACUCGUUUCAAAAGUAGAAUCGAGCCAAGAGACGAGGAAAACCAAGACGACCGUUCACCGGCCCCCGUGUGUGCUUCCGAUAGAACAAACCGUGGAUCUCGUCGUGGAUAAGGAUAUAAGGAUAAGCGACGUGUUUCCGUUCCUCCUUAUCGUCGAGCUUCAUCGGUGACGAAAUGUGGACCACGAAGAAGCGUGACGCGCGACCCGCAACAAUUUCCUGUAUAGAAAAAGCAACAGUAAUCUCGCGUUUUGUACCUCCGGCGAAAGAUCUGGUGAAAAUUGAAUUGCGGGGAAGGACAGUACCGUAUAUCGAGUCAGAUGGCUCGUUACCGUUUUUACGUUCGGAUACCUUCGAUACUUUGUAGCCUUUUAACGAACCUCCGUACACGGAAUCGUAAAUCGAGCAGCGGCGAUGCGCCGUUGGUUACACGGCGAGUUUAGCGUAUCUUUCCUCGAUUCCUCGAUUCCUCCAUCUCAAUGCACCAAGCAAAUCGUAUACCGUUUUCUUUCGAUACAAUUAAAUCCGUUACCGUUCCCUGGAGAUCGUGAGCCGAAUUUCGAGAUAGAAAAUACACGAUAAUACACUUUGUUCCUGUGUGCGUUGCGCGUUUAGAAGACUGACGAUUGAACGUUUGGAAACGUUUAACGUAAUAUGAGAUUGAUAUACUUUGAAUUUCCAGGGACCGGCGAUCUCUCGUGUCGGUGCAUUGACAGGCGACUGUAUGAACGAAAAGUAUGCACAAAGUUAAAAUAACGAGGAACGAAUAUUACCGCUCGAAGCUGCCUGUCGAUCAACAAAGAGAAAACAAAGGGAACACGUGAAAAAAAUAGAAUACUUGCGAAAAAUUAACAGCGUUCCCUCGGAAAAAAUUGUAUUCACCUGCGAAAAUUCAAUAUGCGCGUACCUACUGUACCGCUCUUCCAGUAACGUUGAUCGCUAAAUACACAUACUCGAAUGGAUUCGGUGUGGUAACCACUGUCUAGAUUGAACGAAAGUUAAUUUAAAGUUUCCUCGACCGACACAAGACUGACAAAAUCGAAAAGUAUUUUCCUCGAAUUGACGAACAGGAUUCUGCGAAACUAAACUGAUACCAAGGCCAAUGUAACUUAAUCGAUGAAUAAAAUAACAAAGUUAUAGUCUGGUUAAUGUUUUAAAAAAGCACGAUUUCAAAUUCACAAACGUUGAUCGCCAAUUUCAAAAAGUAAAAAUAAAUAGUUUGAUUCGGUUGGAUAUUAAUUGAUCGAAUUAAGCUCUGUAUACAUAUUGUUAAUUUAAAUACUCCAAAGUCGUUUCCUCCAUUCAUAAAAUCUAUUCAACGUAAUACAUCGUAUCGGACAAUCUUUAUUCGAUAGAUAGAUACCUCUACUUUCACUGGCGGAUAUUUUUGCAGAGCGAUUAUUUAUUUUACAAAGAUUAUCUUAACAUAGGCAUUUGUUGUUGUACAUAAAACGAUUAUCGUGCAAUUGUAAAUAUUAGAACAUUGUGACAUCAACUUAUGUGAAACGUAUAUAAUGUAUGAGAAACUGUAACAAUGCGUGUAUCGGUAGGAAUAUAUACAAACGUUUUCUCGGGUAAAAAAUAUAUUCAAUAUUAAUUCAAUAAUCCUAUCUCACUAAAGAAGAAAAAAGAAACUACGAAGAAAAUCAGAUCGAACAUUCGCUAUUCAUGAAAAGUUAUGUCAUCUGCUUGUUUUAGCUGUGACAUAUUAACUCUUUGCAUGUAAAACUAAAAAUCUGAAUAUUGUACGAUACAAUAGAAGAAAGAAAAGAUUUAAAAGGUGUUAAUGUUAAAAUAAACAAAUGUUUUACCUCGGAUUUCAAACCAACGAAAACUAGUCUAGUCUUGUACCAUCCAAUAGUGAUUAUGCUGUUUUCUUGUAAAUCCAUUAAGUUCCGUUUUCGAAGCAACAUUUUAUAUUAUAGUUAUUUUCAUUUAUAAACUUUCAAAAUCACGGUAUAAGAACGUCUGCUAACAUAAUCCCUUUCAUUUUAGAAAAUUCGUUCGCACGAAGAAAAUAGCGCGUAAUUGGUUGGCGUCUUAACAAGUCUAGUCAUUGUACAUACUGUACUGUAAGUUCGUUGAAGCUCGAAAAUUUAAUAAAAAAGAAAAAGAUGGAACAAAUAAUCAGAAAAGAAAAUCGUAAAUCCCGCUCUAAAAGUGUUUUUCACAGCCUUGAAUAGAGGGCGCUUUGUAUAUAUUAGAAAUUUGAGCGUCAAAUUCAAACGCUAUUCGUAACUUUCUACUUGUAAAACUCACGUCAUUGAUUCAAGCAUAUACAUAUUCUUGCUGUGUUAAAAAUGCAUGAAAUAAUAGCAAAUUCUUAAUUAAUCCGUAAUACUUUCGUUGGAAAACACUGUUUUCACAAAGUAUUUCUAUAUGUACACGCAACUUUUGUUAUUCAGAAACUGGAUACUACGUUUAAUAGUACACUAUAAAAACUUGCAUUUCACAAACUAUUACCAAAUCAUCAUACAUAUAAGCAUGAACGAAGAGAUUGAACGAAUGUGAAUGCGUAUGCAUUACGCAUUAUAUUGUAUAGACUAAGAAUUCCCUGGCCUGUACACAUAAUAUAGAGAAUGUGAUGAAUCGUCGUCAUAUUUAAUUUUUAAGAGAUAGAUAACGUGCAUACUCGAAAAGUAUCAGUUCAUAUACAAGAGUCACAUUAUCAAGACCACUUAAGUACCUUCGAAAAAAAUGUGUCUAUCAAUAUGCUGUCCUUUAUAAUAAAAUGGAAAUGAGAAAGA
This is a messenger RNA of Bombus huntii, 7305 nucleotides long. RefSeq names its product dopamine receptor 2 (gene Dop1R2). Gene Ontology annotation, molecular function: G protein-coupled receptor activity. Lineage: Eukaryota; Metazoa; Arthropoda; Insecta; Hymenoptera; Apidae. Gene Ontology annotation, cellular component: membrane. Gene Ontology annotation, biological process: adenylate cyclase-activating adrenergic receptor signaling pathway. Bases 3018 to 4448 code for a protein of 476 amino acids. The transcript is spliced from 4 exons. The record is from RefSeq and is a predicted model, not a curated record.